Raphanus sativus (radish) is the source of this 1255-nucleotide messenger RNA. RefSeq lists its product as uncharacterized. NCBI's taxonomy places the organism in Eukaryota, Viridiplantae, Streptophyta, Magnoliopsida, Brassicales, Brassicaceae. Gene Ontology annotation, cellular component: nucleus. Gene Ontology annotation, molecular function: protein heterodimerization activity. Gene Ontology annotation, biological process: regulation of DNA-templated transcription. The record is from RefSeq and is a predicted model, not a curated record. The coding region runs from base 225 to 1100 and encodes 291 amino acids. The transcript is spliced from 6 exons.
AUUUUCUUUCCUUCGAACGAAAUAUUUUGUUUUUAUAUAAUUAAAUAUAUCGAGGAGAGAGAUAAUAGUAACAAGGAAACCGCCGUCGCCGGAUCUGGCAGUGGUUCGUAGACGAACAACUACUUCCCGAUCUUAGAAAAGGAGUUUCUGUAUAUAUAUAUAUAUUUAUUUAUUUAUCGGAAGGGUUCGGUUUUACGUUUCUGUUUUUGAGAUUUCGAAAAACCAUGAGGAAGAAGCUCGACACUCGCUUCCCAGCUGCUCGUAUUAAGAAGAUUAUGCAAGCUGAUGAGGAUGUUGGCAAGAUCGCUUUGGCAGUUCCUGUCUUAGUCUCGAAAUCUUUGGAGUUGUUCUUACAAGACCUUUGCGAUCGUACAUAUGAGAUUACCCUCGAGAGAGGAGCCAAAACCGUGAGCUCAUUGCACCUGAAACAUUGUGUGGAAAGAUAUAACGUGUUUGAUUUUCUGAGGGAAGUUGUGAGCAAGGUGCCUGACUACGGACAAGCGCAAGGGUCUGGUGAUGUCACCAUGGAGGAUCGCAGCGUCUCCAAGAGAAGGAAGCCGAUCAGUGACGAAGCGAAUGACAGCGACGAGGAAAAUAAGAAGAGCAAAACACAAGAGGUUGGGAAUGCUAAGCCGGGUGGCAGGGGUAGUAGAGGUAGAGGACGAGGAAGGGGUCGUGGUGGACGAGCUGCCAGAGCAGCAGAAAGAGAGAAUCUGAACCGCGAGAUGGAACUUGAGACCGCCAUGGCGGAACAGCCACCUUCUCAUCAAGACACUAACCACCAGAUGCAUGUCUCAGUGUCAUCACCACAAGAGAACGAGAAGAAAGAUGUCGAUGGAGCAUCAAACGAAGACACCAAGCAGCAGCAGCAACAACUCCAAAGUCCAAAAGAAGGUAUUGACUUUGAUCUCAACGCUGAAUCUCUCGACCUAAACGAGACCAAACCGGCGCCAGCCGCAGCAGCGGCAGACACAGCAACGACCUCAGAGGAAUAUCCAGGCUGGCCUAUGGAGUUGGGUAAAAUAGACCCAACACAGUUAGCAAGUUUGGGUAAGAGGAUAGACGAGGAGGAGGAGGAGGAUUAUGACGAAGAAGGCUAAGGACAAAUCAACACAAGUAGGACAUAAAUAGUGUAGCAGCAUUUAGCGGUUUCUCUAGAAAAAAUGCUCUCUCUGUUAUCAAAGUCUUCUUCCUAUUUCCGUUUAUUGUACGAAUCAAAGACUGUAACUUUUAAUUUAUUUCUUCUGGUAUGUUA